AUGCCCGCUCCAAUUGAUAUUACCUCCCGGCCUCGCCCGCACCAGCCCAAAUCAAAUCUUACUAGUCAGCUUCGGGCUGCUGGGGAAGCUUAUGCAGGCUACACAAUGGAGCCUGUCGGGGCUCGAAGCGGGAGUAUUUCACAAAACAAUGCAAUCGCUAUGUCUAGUAAAUUGCGACGGGAAAGUAUGGUAAAUGGCGAUAUGGCACGAAGUUUAAUGGGUGGCGGAAUGAGCUGGGGAGGCGUUAGUGUUGGGAGUUGGAUACGCGAUGAUAUUAUCAUGGCUGGAACAUCACCCUUUACAUUUGGAUCUCCAUCAUUCCACUCUUCGUCAUACCUUCCAAAGCUCGAGGCCGAUUUCUGCCGGGAUUUCUCUUGCUGCGGCCUUCCGCUCCCAUCUCUCCAUGACCUUCUCAGGCAUUACGAGGAGCACCACGCCCAACAAUCUGGAACGGUAUGUCGCGAUGAUAAUGGACCCACAGGCAGUGACUUACCUCAACAGCAGCAACAGCAGCACCCGAGACCACAACAGCAGAAUGCUGCCGGAAUGACUAGCCCUAUCAGUGGAAUGGGUGGGAUUCAAUUAGGAUUGAUGCAACGGCUACAGCAGCGCCAACAGGAGGAACAUGAUGCGAAAGAAGAAGACGAGGAGCAAGAUGGUGAAGUUGCCGGUGAUAUGGAAAUGGAUGAUGAUGAUAUGACUCCUCCACCUGCCCCACUCACCCCCCAAAACCACAAUCAGCACAUUUCGUACCCCCCGACUCCUACCACCCACAGCCAGCCGUCCUACCAGAGCACUCCAAAUCUCGUGCAUGCCCAGCCUUCAGGCCUUGGGCAGAAGCCAUCACAUUUCUCGCCGGAGUCUUCUGUACCCGGUACCCCGCAUGCCAUGGAUCAGCACGAAUAUGGCUUUCCACAAAAUAAUACGGUCCAGGGAAACCAGCAGAAUCUCCACAUUCCCACUACGGACUACUACGAGCUUGCCACCGGCAACAUUGAAUUAUGCAUCAAUGAGCCAGCCAAGACUCUUUUCAGCCCCGGGGGGGUCGCAAUGGGUGGUUACACCUCACAGUAUCAACACAUGAUUAGUGCUGCGAAUGGCAACAUCCUACCUCAAGAAGAUAAGCCUUUCAAGUGCCCCGUAAUUGGAUGCGAAAAGGCAUACAAGAACCAGAACGGGUUGAAGUACCACAAAGCGCACGGACAUGCUAACCAGCAGCUCCAUGACAACGCUGAUGGAACUUUCUCGAUUCUUAACCCAGAAACUUCCACCCCCUAUCCAGGCACUGUGGGCAUGGAGAAGCAAAAGCCGUACAGAUGCGAAUACUGCGGAAAGCGCUACAAGAACUUGAACGGCUUGAAGUACCACAGAUCCCACACUACCCAUGGGGGAUUGACGCAAACCAGUAUUCAGCCAGUCGUGGCUGUUGCCGGAGUGAUCAAUCCAGACGACCCCAUGAACCUGGGCAUGGUAUGA
Messenger RNA from Morchella sextelata, 1476 nucleotides. RefSeq lists its product as uncharacterized. The record is from RefSeq and is a predicted model, not a curated record. The coding region runs from base 1 to 1476 and encodes 491 amino acids. Gene Ontology annotation, cellular component: nucleus. NCBI's taxonomy places the organism in Eukaryota, Fungi, Ascomycota, Pezizomycetes, Pezizales, Morchellaceae. The transcript is spliced from 4 exons.